Messenger RNA from Toxotes jaculatrix (banded archerfish), 1917 nucleotides. It is a transcript of the gene sgtb, whose product is annotated as small glutamine rich tetratricopeptide repeat co-chaperone beta. Gene Ontology annotation, molecular function: molecular adaptor activity; protein binding. The transcript has 12 exons. The coding region runs from base 132 to 1052 and encodes 306 amino acids. NCBI's taxonomy places the organism in Eukaryota, Metazoa, Chordata, Actinopteri, Toxotidae. Gene Ontology annotation, biological process: post-translational protein targeting to endoplasmic reticulum membrane. The record is from RefSeq and is a predicted model, not a curated record. Gene Ontology annotation, cellular component: membrane; TRC complex.
UGCCUCUUAUUUCCGCUAUCAGCGCGCAUGCGUCGGGGAAGAGGAGGAGGAGGAGGAUGCUGUCAGUCCGACACAAGUCCCCAUGACGCGGUAGCAGCAGACAGCUGGAGGAGCUCAGUUUCUAGGUAAAAAUGGCAGUGGAGAAACGCUUGGCAUUCUCUAUUGUGCAGUUCCUACGAGAUCAAACACAUUGCGGUGCUUUGAAUUCGGAUGAGCAGGAGAGCCUCGAAGUUGCGAUACAGUGUUUAGAGACCACCUUCAAGAUCAGCUCCAGUGACUGCCAUCUCGCUGUGCCACAGCCUCUGACAGAGAUAUUCCUCAAUUCCCUGCUCAAGAAUGACAACCUAACCAUACCAGAGACCUCCCCACCUCCUGAAGACAUUGAGCGAGCAGAGCAACUUAAGAAUGAAGGGAACAAUCACAUGAAGGAGGAGAACUACAGAUGUGCAGUGGAGUGCUACACAAAGGCCAUUGAUCUGGACCUGAGAAACGCUGUGUACUACUGCAAUAGGGCCGCAGCUCACAGUAAACUGGGAAAUUAUACAGAGGCAACUGGUGAUUGCGAGAGAGCCAUUGGGAUUGAUCCUAACUACAGUAAAGCUUAUGGACGGAUGGGGUUGGCUUUGGCAGCCAUGAACAAGUACCCAGAGGCAAUUUCCUACUUUAAGAAAGCUUUGGUUUUAGACCCUGAGAAUGAUACCUACAAAUCCAACCUGAAGAUUGCAGAGCAGAAACAAAAAGAAGCAACCAGCCCAAUAGCUGCUGGAUUGGGAUUUGACAUGGCUAGUUUAAUCAACAACCCCGCCUUCAUUAGCAUGGCUGCAAGUGUGAUGCAGAACCAACAAGUACAACAGCUUAUGUCAGGAAUGAUGUCCAAUGCCGUCGGGGGUCCUGCAGCGGGAGUGGGCGGACUGUCAGACAUUUCCAGCUUGAUCGAAGCGGGACAACAGUUUGCCCAGCAGAUCCAGCAGCAGAACCCAGAGCUGAUCGAGCAGUUAAGAAACCACAUCCGGAGCCGCUCGUUCAGCGGCAGCGCCGAGGAACACUCAUGAUCUGCUCAGCCUCAUGAUUUUUUUUUUUCCAAGGAAAGGCAACCAUAUGGCGCGAUUACAAUCUCUACACCCAUUUCUUAAAGUCCCCGGCAGAGCUGGAAUGAAGAGACAAGGAUGGGGUCGAAGGCACUUUACUAACACUAAAGGCUCUGGAGUGGAGAGAUGAGGGCCUGGAGACUGGACCAUGAAAUGAAGCAUCCCACACAUUUAGGGCAAAACAUACUGUAAACACCUAAUCAUAAAAAAAAAAAGCCAAGAACACGUAUUCUUUCAGCCUAUUGACAGAACAUGAGUAAAUUCUUUCUUCAGAGCUUUUACUGCAGAGUUCGUGUUUAAAUGUGCUGAAAAUGUGCCCUCUUCAUGUUAUGCGUUAGGGAUCCUUCUGUCUCGUCGUGAUAAAUAGAGGGUGAGGGAGGAAUGUACUUUUACAGCAUCGCAGGGAACAUUUCAGCUUUUUCUCAUACGUCACACAUAGGACAUCAGGUUUACCUUGUUUAUAUUUACAUCUUGUUUAAUAUUAUUUUUGUAGACAGAACACGCUCUUACUUGUUUACUGGGUGAUAAAAACCAUUCAGUCCUUGAUCAUGUGGGGACUCACAUCACUGCUUUUCAAUGAGUACUACUUAACUUUUGAUUAAGACAACUGUGGAAUUGUAUAGCAGUGUUCGCAGCCUGCAUUAUGUUGUAAUUGCACUUUAGCAAAAAUAACUGCCCUACCCUCCCCCCACACUUUAAGCCUGUUUAAUUGUUCAUUAACCAGUAAAGACAUAUUCAGAUUGUUCAUUUUGCAUGCUCUUAAAUCUGGUAUUUGAGAUCAGAUGCUUUAGGGAAACAAAUAGGUAUGCUAGGGCAGCACAAUGUUUGG